Anopheles nili is the source of this 1415-nucleotide messenger RNA. RefSeq names its product suppressor of fused homolog (gene Su(fu)). NCBI's taxonomy places the organism in Eukaryota, Metazoa, Arthropoda, Insecta, Diptera, Culicidae. Gene Ontology annotation, cellular component: nucleus; cytoplasm. Gene Ontology annotation, molecular function: transcription factor binding. The coding region runs from base 1 to 1404 and encodes 467 amino acids. The record is from RefSeq and is a predicted model, not a curated record. The transcript has 2 exons.
AUGGCAACAAACGCCUCGGAGGUAGAUGCCAACCUCAAACGACGAGUUCUACCGCGGGGAUUGCAGAAACUCAUCGAACAAUGUCUAAAAAUAUAUCCCGACCAAACAAAUCCCUUGCAGGUGACGACCGUUCUCAAAUACUGGCUCGGGGGUCAGGAUCCGCUCGAUUAUAUUAGCAUGUAUUACAAUCCGGGCGAUCCGGAGCAAAACAUCCCGCCACACUGGCACUACGUGAGCUUCGGAUUAUCCGACUUACACGGGGAUGGUCGUGUACACCUAGCGGACACAUCCGGCGGACUGGAACCACGAUCCGGCAUGGGGUUCGAGCUAACGUUCCGGUUGGUGAAAUCCCCCGAGGCACCCGCGAACGAGCGUCCUCCAACGUGGCCGGCAAAUUUGUUACAAUCGUUGGCGAAGUACGUCUUCCAGUCUGGGAACCGGCUCUGCUCGGGUGAUAACAUUCCUUGGCGGCGAUCGCUGGACAGCAGCAAGAAUCCCGCGAGUCCCAGCACCGCCAUUCAGCACAUGUUGAUAGCGGACGAUCCGCAGCUGCCGCGUACGGAGACCCCAUUCGGAUGGGUCGAUUUCUUACAGAUCGUUGGAGUAACGGGAGAGGAACUCGAACAAGCAUCGCGCUGGAACGGCAAAGGUGUGCUUAAUCUGCUGCGUAAGGACCCGGCCACUGGAGGGCCGUGGUUGCUCACGGACAUGUCUCGAUCGGGCAGCGUUUUCGAGCAAUUCCCGGAAACACUUCGCCAGCUCGAACUGGACCUGGAGAAGGAAGGCUCGGACUUGGCUGGCGUAAAUGCCGAUUUCACCUUCAAGGAGCUUGCCAAGGGAGCACUCGCGGCGGAAGUCAAACGGGAGGUGCUCGAUCCGGAGGAAGAUCUCACUCGCUCCAUCUCUUCCUGCAAUAUUGCGGUGAAGCAGGAACCUUCCGAACCGGCCCUCGAGCUCUCUACGGGUUCAGGGUCCUCGGACAUGGUCAACCCGUUCGAUAAUCCUAACAUACCGUCGCGUGUCUUCCCCCUUACGGGCAUCGAGCUGACAUUGGCACCGUAUGCGGCCAAAUUUCUUAUGCUCGCUGUGCGAGACCGGAUUCGACAUGGACGUCACUUUACUUUCAAGGCGCAGCAUAUGGCCGUCACGUUCGUGGCCGAAUCAGUCACUGGGUCAAUCGUAAACCGCCAGACGCCGUACGCGGUAUUGGGCAGCUGGGUGCAGAUUCUCAUCCCGAACCGACUGGUACCGCGUAUGGUGGACAGCUUCACCGAACUGGGGACACGAAGUGCGGACAGUCUCGCGAUACCCCUCCGGUACGAGUGGCCCGAGCACAACCUCAAGUUUAUCAUCGACAAUCCGCCACCGGAGCUACUAAACCAGCAAGGACCCAUAUUGGCGUGAGCCGAAUCCUU